AUGGAGUUUCUAGAGAAAAGAGUGCCUUUUGCGAACGGACAGAGAGGCCAGAGCAACAGAGCCACAGGCACACCACCAUCCGAGUUGAAGGGGCGGUCACCUCGAGAAGAUAAUGCAGGAGACAACAUUCGGCAACGACACUGCCUAAGAGUCAACUCAACAGUUUCAAAAUCGCUGGGUUCAAAAUACAAAGAUGAUGAUGAAUCUCUCAGCGCGAAUGUUAUCAUGCAGCUUUUCUCUCCGAUUGUUACAUCGCAGAGGGUGAUGGCAACUCAGUUUGGUAAUUCAUACACGUCCAUUCAUUGUAAAGAUGGAACCAAUCUUGUUUUUGAUGAGUACAUGGGUUUCUUAUUCACUCUCAUCUCGAGGGAGAAGGUGCAUUCGAUGAAACGAUCCCUGAGUGUAUUCAUCAGUCUAGUGCGACAUCUAUGUGGACCUGAUGUUGGAGUUUUGCGAACAGACGCGGCGAGCAACGAUCUGCUGGGCGACUGCCUGGACAACUGGCACGAGCUGCGUCUUCGCGAACAAUCGCUGCUCGUGGAGGCCGUGGAGCAGCUGGCCGUCAAUGGCGACAUCACCACUGCUGCGCUUAAUGCGCUGCGCAGCGCUUGCGCGUCGCUCAAGGCCGCGCUCAACUAUUCGCGGUCGCACUGUCUCGUCUUUGUACAGGAAAAACUGUUAGCUCUGUAUACUAGUCGUGAAUCGGACGAUCUGAUUCCCUCGGACCUGAUAUUUUUGAAUAUUUUGGCGAGCACUCACAACUCUUCAGCAUUCCCUGCCGAAUCUGACAUCAACGUUGAUGCAGUCGAAUCAUCAACCUCCAUCAAUAACAGCCCCAACCAAUCUGUAGCUGAUACCGAAUCAAGUGAUAAUAAGCUUCCUCUGAGCUCUCGAAUAGUAUUCUUGAAAGGAAAGAAAGGAUUUAGGCCGCAUGCUCUACAUAUAGUGACGAUAUCCAAUGGGACUCAUUUUAUCAUCAUUUAUCAGAUAAAUAGUGAAAGCCUAUGCUCCAGUUUGUAUGAUGCAUUCCAUCACCUGACAAACUUUCAGAAGGCUUUGGAAUGUGAGACGGAUGCUGACUUAGAGAAGAAAGCAUUUGAAAGCCUGGAAUCGACAUUCAAGAGGAUAUUGGAUAGUUUGAAAAAGAAUAAAAAUAGUUUGAAGGAUGUUGAAGGAGCUGUGAAAACUUUGACAUCUAGAUGGGACAUUCUCAAGAAAAAACACGCGGAACGCGUGAAAUCUGGUGACCAGAGUAGUGGCACUGUGAGCAUGUCUGCCAACUGUUGCAACCUGUUGUCGGCGCUGAGAGACGUCUACCAGUCCAUCUGCUUCUGCAGCUGUGACCUCCGUCAGAGUGAGCCAACCGUCACCCAAAUCGCUGGCAACGUCCAGACAAGUCUGCAUGCCUUCUCUGACUUCCUCACCGCCAAGGCCUUCCGCAACUUUACGCUCAGAUCGAGAGCGCUACUGUCCAUCAACAAAUACCUUGAGGAAUUUCCAGGACUGGUGCAUUUUCUGUAUAUUGACAGAGUCGAUCAUAGGCUCACUGCACCGUCUCUCGAUUUCUCAUCCGAAGAAACAAAUAAUCUGACAAAAAUAAAGAUUUGGGAUAUGAUUGAAUUCAGCAGAAGACAUCUUGAAGAUGGACAUCUGGCGUUCAUGUGGAAAGAUACAACAUUCAAUUACGCCUACUAUCUAUGGUUUGAGGAUGAUCAGGAUGUGGGUAACAAAUACGUGCACCUUGACUCCCUCUUAAAAGUGCAGAAACUAAUAAUGAAGAUCAUCAAGCAGAGGCCACCUCGUUAUCCGUCAGACCAGCUCUACAAUGAAUUUGGUGUGAUGGACAUAAGACAGCUCUACUCCUUGGAAAUAAUUUGCAGACUACACAAAAACCCGGAAAGCUUUCAACAAAGGAACCACAGUCAUAACACAAGAAACAGAAACCUUCUUAAUAUGAGCGUGGCUAGGAAGGCAAUAUAUCAACGACUCUUCAACCACCUGGCACCAAAACUCCACAAUCUACUUCCUGCACAAAUCAAGUCAAUAGAAAACCCAAGAAGAUUUAAAACUGCCGCUAAAAACUGGAUUAUUCCAACUGGAAGACAUCAUUUAUAG
Molecule: messenger RNA, 2115 nt
Organism: Nilaparvata lugens (brown planthopper)
Lineage: Eukaryota; Metazoa; Arthropoda; Insecta; Hemiptera; Delphacidae
Product: Hermansky-Pudlak syndrome 1 protein homolog
Exons: 12
Coding region: 1-2115 (704 amino acids)
Biological process (GO): vesicle-mediated transport
Cellular component (GO): BLOC-3 complex
Molecular function (GO): guanyl-nucleotide exchange factor activity
Source: RefSeq, a predicted model, not a curated record